Molecule: messenger RNA, 5257 nt
Organism: Manis javanica (Malayan pangolin)
Lineage: Eukaryota; Metazoa; Chordata; Mammalia; Pholidota; Manidae
Source: RefSeq, a predicted model, not a curated record
UAGCUUUAAUGUAUUUCUACUGAAGCUUUCACUAGGCCUAAUUUCUCCUCUAUUAUGUAUAGGUUUCAUUUAUUGGUUCCAUCGCAGACUUAAUUUUCAGUUUCUCAUAGUAAAUAAUCUAGGGUCAGUGGAAACCUUUCUCAUAGGGCUCUUCUCAUUAUGGAACAUUGACUGAGGCCCUUUGGGUGGGGUUACUUGAUUGGUUAUCCAGGUUCAGGACUAAUUAUUAGUGCUGUUUUUCCAUUCCUGAAAUACAUUAUUAUUGUUAUUGCCAAUGGCCCCAUUGUGAUCCUCUUACUCAAAAGAUUUCUACAGCCAAUACUAAUUUUGAUAGUGUAAAUUAAUGAUAAAAGCAAAUGCAUUCCACUUGGAGAAACUACUGAAAUCCCUGAUUCACUGCUUUCUGCUCUUCUGUUUCUAUGACAGGACAACAUUCCUUUGAGGAGAUGUUUUUCAGAUCACAUGUUGUAGAGGUCAUAAUGCAUUUAAAGGUCAUUUCUGAGGAAGAAUCAAACUCCACUUAUCCAUUUCCAAACCCCAAGUAAAGCAUUUUUAUUCUUCUGAUGUUAAAGGUUCAAAAUCCUUUGUUCUCAUAUCCUCAGAGGUUUUAGUUUCCCAGUGCUAUGAUGUCAGGUUAUUAAUAGUUUGAAACUCCUCUUUGCUAUAGUUUAUACUUGCCCAAGAGGGGUUAUUGGGACUGAACACUCUGAGAGGAUAAAACAAAGGAAAUGACAGUUAUUCUGCAAUGGCUAUUUAUGGCUCAAUUGUCCAAAAUUUGAAGCCAGAAAUACAUGUGGGUAUAGAAUAUGGUUUCGGAAAAUAUUCCCAGAAACUCUGAGGGAGAUACUAAACAUAUUUUACUGGCUUUUAUCUGUAAGCUGGAGAUUAAUACAUUGUUUUACUUUAAACAAUUAAUUAUUGUAAACAAGUAAUAAGUGACUCCAACAGACCUUGAAAAUAAGUUUUAAAUUGGCUCAAAAUCCUAUUCUAAACACGCUGAAUAUAUGGGCUAAUGUCUGGAAAUCCAUUAUGACAUACAGACAUUAUAAUUAUUUCAAACACUUUAUUCCUAAACUAGUGGGGGAAAAGUAAAACAUCCCACAGGGUCAUAUUUUUAACCAUGUAUUAGGAAAACUGUCAAUUGACAUUUCUGUACUGGGGACUAAUCUUUAAUACUUAGUAUUUAUAAAUAUCAAAAUAUGUGUUAAUUUGGAAAAAAGGUAUAAUAUUGAUAUUGAUGAAGACUUGGCAGCUACUAUUCUCUACCAUAAAAAUGUCACUUGCUUUUGAAAACAGAACACAACGCUCACAGAGUGAAUGACCGGGUAAAGUGUGGAAAAUGCUGAAUUACAGUUUUCUUAAACUAGGUAUGACAUUUGUAUUGGUAACACAUUAUAUGACACAAUAGGCUUAAAGAUAAAAUUCUUGCUCAUCUUAAUGUCUUAUCUUAAAAGAAGAGUUAAUUAUUUUGGACUUGCUUCAAAAUAACGAGGGAGUGCAAUAUAUAUUAAAUAAAGAUGGCCUUGAGUUGAUAAUUCUUGCAUUUAGGUGAUGAUGGGUAUAUGAAAAUUCAAUGAUAACAUUGCAUAGUUUCAUAUAAGUUUGAAAUUUUCCAUAAUAAAUUUCCUAAAAAUACUAAGCAUAUAGACACACUCUAUAAUACCGUGGUAAAACUAAAUUUGGGGGCUGUUAUAUAACUGCAUUUUUAAAGAAUAAUUUAUAUAAAUUGUAUUUUAAUAAAUUCUGGAGAUAAAUUGAAUUCGAAAAUGUCAGACUGCGAUACCUCAUGGAGCCUCUGAGCGCCGCUGUCGGCCAGUGCAGGUCAAACGCGGACGCCCGGGAUUCCGCAGCCUCUAGCCUGGGAUUUCCUGGGCAGCCACCAACACAGGGAGAAGGAAGCUCGCUCACACACCGGGGCUCCCCGCCGGCCAGAGUGCCCAGCAUACACGGAUUCCCAGUUCCGCCUGUCUUGGGCCGAAUGCUCUUCCAGUAACACUGUGGAUUGCAAUUUCUUCGGCUUUCCGGAAAGACUGGGAUCCAGCUAGAACUAGAGCGCGCAAUGGGAGGAAGCUGCGCGCAGAGGCGCCCGGCCGGCCGGCGGCAGGUAACACUUCCCUUUCUGCUGCCUUUGUUCUACCCCGCGCUCUGCGAGCCGAUCCGCUACUCGAUUCCCGAGGAGCUGGCCAAGGGCUCGGUGGUGGGGAACCUCGCUAAAGAUCUAGGGCUCAGCGUCCUGGAUGUUUCGGAGCGGAAGCUGCGAGUUAGCGCUGAGAAGCUGCUUUUUAGCGUAGAUGCGGAGAGCGGGGACUUACUUGUGAAGGACCGAAUAGACCGUGAGCAGAUAUGCAAAGAGAGAAGAAGUUGUGAGUUGCAGUUGGAAGCGGUGGUGGAAAAUCCAUUAAAUAUUUUUCACAUCAUCGUGGUUGUUGAGGAUAUUAAUGACCAUCCCCCUCAAUUCGAUAAAAAGGAAAUACAUUUAGAAAUUUUUGAAUCUGUGUCCGUAGGGGCACGUAUAUCCCUUGAUCCUGCCACUGACCCUGAUAUAAACAUGAACUCAGUUAAAGAUUAUCAGAUAAGUCCAAACACUUAUUUUUCAUUAAUGGUUAGAGUUAAUUCCGAUGGUGGCAAAUACCCAGAGUUAUCUUUGGAGAAAGCCCUAGACCGGGAAGAGCAGCGGUCUCAUCACUUGAUACUGACUGCCUUGGAUGGAGGGACCCCAAUGCGAAGUGCCUCUGUUGGAAUAGAAAUCUUUGUCAGGGACACCAAUGAUAACCCCCCGAUGUUCAGCAAAGAUGAAUAUAGAGUCAGUGUUAGUGAAAAGCUGCCCCCCGGGUCCUCGGUGUUGCAGGUGACAGCCAGCGACCAGGACGAGGGAGUCAAUGCCGAAAUCAACUACCACUUCAGGAGUACUGCUCAGAGUACAAGGUACAUGUUCUCAUUGGAUGAGAAGAGUGGUAUCAUUAAGAAUAACCAAUCAUUGGAUUUUGAAGAUACAGAAAGAUACACCAUGGAAGUAGAGGCAAAGGACGGAGGUGGUCUCUCUACCCAGUGUAAAGUAAUUAUAGAAGUUCUAGACGAAAACGACAACAGCCCGGAGAUAAUCAUCACUACUCUGUCUGACCAGAUUGUGGAGGAUUCCCAUCCAGGAAUGGUUGUGGCUCUCUUCAAAACAAGGGAUCAGGAUUCCAGGGAAAAUGGGGAAGUCACGUGUGAUUUAAACAGAGAUGUUCCAUUUAAGAUUCAUUCUUCUUCUAACAAUUACUACAAGUUAGUAACAGACGGGCCCCUGGACCGGGAACAGACCCCGGAGUACAACGUCACCAUCACAGCCACCGACAGGGGCAAGCCGCCCCUCUCCUCCAGCGCCACCAUCACCCUGCACAUCACCGACGUCAACGACAACGCGCCGGUUUUCCAGCAGGCCUCCUACGUGGUCCACGUGGCAGAGAACAACCCGCCCGGCGCCUCCAUCGCGCAAGUCAGCGCCUCCGACCCCGACCUGGGGCCCAACGGCCACGUCUCCUACUCCAUCGUGGCCAGCGACCUGGAGCCGCGGGCGCUGUGGUCCUACGUGGCGGUGAGCGCGCAGAGCGGCGCGGUGUUCGCGCAGCGCGCCUUCGACCACGAGCAGCUGCGCGCCUUCGAGCUGACGCUGCAGGCCCGCGACCAGGGCUCGCCCGCGCUCGGCGCCAACGUGAGCCUGCGCGUGCUGGUGGGCGACCGCAACGACAACGCGCCGAGGGUGCUGUACCCGGCGCUGGGGCCCGACGGCUCGGCGCUCUUCGACACGGUGCCGCGCGCCGCGCAGCCCGGCUACCUGGUCACCAAGGUGGUGGCGGUGGACGCCGACUCGGGACACAACGCCUGGCUGUCCUACCACGUGCUGCAGGCCAGCGAGCCCGGCCUCUUCAGCCUGGGGCUGCGCACGGGCGAGGUGCGCACGGCGCGCGCCUUGGGCGACAGGGACGCGGCCAGACAGCGCCUGCUGGUCGCUGUGCGCGAUGGGGGACAGCCUCCCCUCUCGGCCACCGCCACGCUGCACCUGGUCUUCGCAGACAGCCUCCAAGACGUGCUGCCGGAUCUUAGCGACCGUCCCGCGCCCUCUGACCCCCAGGCUGAGCUGCAGUUUUACCUGGUGGUGGCCUUGGCCUUGAUCUCGGUGCUCUUCCUCCUCGCGGUGAUUCUGGCCGUUGCCCUGCGCCUGCGACAGUCGUCCAGCCCCGGUGCUUGGGGCUGCCUUCAGCCGGGUCUGUGUGUCAAGUCUGGACCUGUGGCUCCCCCCAACUACAGCGAAGGGACUUUGCCUUAUUCCUACGACUUGUGCGUUGCCCAUACUGGAAAGACAGAGUUUAAUUUCCUAAGAUGUAACGAGCCCUUUCAUUCCACUAAAGACAUAGUUUUCGGUAAUUCUCCUGGGGCUUUAAUUCCACUACAGGAUGGGAAUAAUUUGACUUCACAUCCUGAGAUCCUAACACCGUGAUAAAGCCACAUGACAUUUUACAAACGUGUAUAUGGAAUUGACCAACAAAGAUGAAUGUGCAGCAAAAAUAAAAAAGUGAUAGUGCUGCCACUGAAAUAGCUGACUGUGGGAAUGCUGACACUGCUACCUUCAAGAGUCUCUAGACGUGCAGCCAGAGGAACUUAGUGAGCAUGAACUUAAUGACGUAAGUGAGGAAAGUGGUUGUGAUGAAAAGGAUGAAGCUGUCCCAGAUGAAAAAAAUGACACCAGCAGACGACUUCACAUUAGAGGAACUCUCAGAGAUAUUUCACGACAUUGAAAAUUCAAAGGAUACAUAAUGUACUGGAAAUUGACCCAAACUCAGAAAAGAGUAUGACAAUUUGCAAAGGCAUAGAAAAGAUACUUGCUUCAUUUUAUAAGCUAUAGGAUGAGAAGCCAAACCCUCUUCAAACUCUUCUUAAUAAGUUGUUUUUACAAAGAAAUAAUUUCUCCAUGGUUCUAGUGUGUUAAAUCACAAUGUACUAAAUAAAUAACAGCUUUACUGUUUUUUACUUCCUUGUAAGAGGUUUUAAUGUUUUCAUUAAAAAAUUAAAGGUCAUGGAAUAAUCAUAAUUUGCCCCACUGGUUAAUUAAGAUCACUUUACACAGUUUCAACUUGCAUGGUCAUUUCUACAGUCCUGUGCUACUAUGCAAAGGGGGGUGCCUGUAUAUUCUUGUUUGCACUUUGCUUUUAGAAGUUGUUUAAUCAGUUUUAUUGUGGUUUAAUUUAUAUACAAUAAAAUGUACUUUUAAAAUUUA